UUUUUCGUUAGCACGAUGGCUCUCCUAUUCCGAUUAAGCGUCCGAAGAGGCUUCAGCAAUGGAACUGCUUUCAGCAGCAGCUCCAUAACCCCUUCUUCCCUCCUGCAACCCCAGUUCCUCCUUCCUACCCUGUCAGCAUCUAAGGUUUCCUUUACUUCCUCUUCCUCUUCCUCGGCCUCCUCCUCCUCGACUCCUUCCUUUACCCUCUCUCGCAAAGAGGACUUCUGGGCCAAGAAUCGCCGUCUCAACAGGCCUGUGUCACCCCAUCUCACCAUCUACAAGCCACAGGUUACUUCGCUGUUGUCGCUGAGUCACAGAGCAACUGGCCUUGCAUUGUCUGCUUUGAUUUCCGGCUUUAGCAUUGGCAUGCUGGCUGUCCCCGGGUCAUACCCACAUUACCUGGAACUGGUUCAGUCCUUGGCCUUCGGCCCUGUGAUCAUCUUUGGGGCCAAGUUUGUCCUGGCUCUCCCCUUCACAUAUCACCUCUGUAAUGGUGUGAGGCAUCUGGUGUGGGACCUCGGCUACGGAUUUACCCUCCGCACCCUCUACCAGACAGGCUAUGCAGUUGUUGGUAUCUCCCUGAUCUUGGCCGUGAUUGCAGCUGCGCUCUAAAGAGGAGGGAGAAAUGCGGAGAGAGAUCAGAAAAAUGAGGGAAUUGGGAAGUGAAAGAUGCAGGGAGAUAGAAGUAAGAGGGAUACCAAAAAGAGAAGAAAGAGAAGGAUAGAAGGAGGGAAAAGGAAGAGAUAUAUGAAGGAAUUAAGUAGAAAAGGGUAAAGGAAUGUGAGAGAGAGAUAUAAACGAAAAGGAGAGAAGAGAAGAAUUACAUAAAAAGAUCAGCGAGAGAGUUGGUGAAAGGACUAGGAAAAAGAGAAGUAAAAGAAAAUUGAAAAAAAGGUUUUAUCUUUUUUCUCUUCUGUUUCUCUCUUAUCUCUAGUAUUUUAGAAAGAAGAAAAGUAAAAAUAUUGUGUAAAAAAAAAGAAAAAAAAAUUCUGUACAUAUGUUAUCAAAUAAAUGAUUACUUU
Penaeus vannamei (Pacific white shrimp) is the source of this 1022-nucleotide messenger RNA. Its product is annotated as succinate dehydrogenase cytochrome b560 subunit, mitochondrial. The record is from RefSeq and is a predicted model, not a curated record. Gene Ontology annotation, biological process: tricarboxylic acid cycle; mitochondrial electron transport, succinate to ubiquinone. NCBI's taxonomy places the organism in Eukaryota, Metazoa, Arthropoda, Malacostraca, Decapoda, Penaeidae. Gene Ontology annotation, cellular component: membrane. Gene Ontology annotation, molecular function: electron transfer activity; oxidoreductase activity, acting on the CH-CH group of donors.